Messenger RNA from Pichia kudriavzevii, 564 nucleotides. RefSeq lists its product as uncharacterized. Lineage: Eukaryota; Fungi; Ascomycota; Pichiomycetes; Pichiales; Pichiaceae. Bases 1 to 564 code for a protein of 187 amino acids. The transcript has a single exon. The record is from RefSeq and is a predicted model, not a curated record. Gene Ontology annotation, cellular component: Golgi membrane. Gene Ontology annotation, biological process: retrograde vesicle-mediated transport, Golgi to endoplasmic reticulum; protein retention in ER lumen.
AUGGAGUUCGACGAUGAGGUAGAAACAUCGCAAUUUGAUGUAUACAGGCACAAAUUUGACGUAAUGAGCCGUCAGUUUCUUGACUACAUUACACCACAUAUAAUUUUACGUUGGAUUGCUGCUUAUAUCCUUGUGAUGAUCUUCAUGAGCCGUAUUGUUUGGGUUGAAGGCUGGUACAUUGUCUGUUAUACGUGGGCAAUCUUUUUGUUGAACAUGUUUUUGAAGUUUUUAACUCCAAAAUUCGAUCCAUCAAUUGAACAAGAUAUUCAAAAUGAAAGUGUGGAAGAAGGUACAAGUAAAAUGGAUGAAAACGACGAAGAAUUCAGACCAUUUAUUAGAAGGUUGCCAGAAUUCAGAUUUUGGUUGAAAACAACUGUUUCGACACUCAUUGCGAUUUUUUGUUCCUUUUUCAGCAUUUUCGAUAUCCCAGUCUUUUGGCCAAUAUUGGUUGUUUACUUCAUCAUUUUAUUUCUUUUGACUAUGAAGAGACAAAUCCAACACAUGAUCAAAUAUCGCUACCUCCCAUUUGACCUAAACAAGGCUAAAUACGCCUCAAAAAAAUAA